GCCUCUAGGUCACAUAGCUAUUAGAAUCGCUAUAAAGUUUGAAUUUACACAUUUUCGCUCUCUCUAUCUUCUUCAUUUCUUCGUACAUUGCAUAAUUCGUGUUUGUAGAAAUGCCCGAACGAAAAUUCAAGCCCCCAGAACAAAUACCAACAACAACUCUCAGAAGAUCCCCGAGGUUUCUCCAGUUUAAUCAAUCCGAACAAGAGAACCAAGUAACCCAAAAUUCCAAAUCCAGGAAAAUUCGGGUUCCCGAUUCUUGUUCGACUCCAAUUAGCUUCUCACUGCACAAUUUCUCAAUUAAAACCAAGAAAAGAGAAGUUUCCAAGAAACGAGAGACAAAAGAUAUCGUGUUAAAAAGAUCGAAAAUUUUGGGUAAUGGGUCAAGAAGAUACACGAGAUCUGAUGGCAGAGCUGAUGUGAGAAACAAUGGAAAAGAUGUGGAUUUGGGGAAGCAAUAUGUGAUAGAAAGGAGGGUGACUCGGAGAAGCAAAGAAGAAGUUUCAAAGAAGCCACAUGAAACGGAUACUGUGUCGAAAAGAUUGAAAAUUUUGGGUAAUGGGUCAAGAAGAUGUGCGGGACCAGAUGACAGAGGUCAUGUGAAGAAAAAUGGAGAAGGCGUGGAUUUGAGGAAGCAUUAUGUAAUAGAAAGAAGGGUUACUCGGAGUUUGACUCGGGAGAAUAGGAAUGUAAGUAUUGAUGUUACUGAUUGCGUUCCCAAGGGUGACUGCGGUAAGAGAGUAAGGGUUUUAUCAGAUGAAGGGAAGGCUAAGUUGGGUGUCAAUUUGUCUCUGCAAUUUGAGUGUAAGCCUGAGAAAAGGAUUGUUACUAGUCCUAGUCGAGUGACAUUUAGAGAGCACGUUGAGAAGGGCAGCAAUGAUUCGACUGAGUGUUCGGAUAAAGGAAAGGUGAACGGGUUACAUAAACAAAGUACAAGAAAUUCGGAUGAUGGUGAAUGCGAUGCUAUAAGGGGAGGAGGAGAUGAAAAGGAAGGGAAUGGGUGUAAAAGAAAGACGUUGAUCCACGAGACCAAGAGUAGAAGUCGAAUUGAGGAAGAACAUAGUACCAUUAUAAGAUGGACUAAGGAACAAGAAUUGGCAUUGCAAAGAGCUUAUUUUACUGCAAAGCCAACGCCUCACUUCUGGAAGAAAGUCGCUCGGAUGGUCCCUGGAAAAUCUGCACAGGAAUGUUUCGAUAGAAUUCAGUCAGAAAACUUGACCCCAUCUCAACCUCGAAUGCGUUCAAGGGCAAGGAUAAAGAAUGAAUCACCCCUCUCGCUUUCAGCAAGUAAAUUGCUAAAUUCGGCUGAGACAAAAUUUAAAAAAUUUAGAUCCAGCAAGAGGAAGGGCCUUCUUGCCCAAAAGACCAUAAGAAAACUAUUAGAGAAGCAGCAGAAUACGGAUCAAGAUUAUGAAGCAGAUUUGUUUACAGUUCUUGAGCCGACAAGAAGUCCAUCUACGCGAUGUUUUCAUGAGAGUACAGCAUUUGCGACCCCAGAACUGAGCAAUAAAGGACGUGGUUUCCUCAAAAAAUGCCAGGAAAAAUCUUCAUCAUUUCAUGAGAAGCAACUUUCACAAUUAAAGAGUUCGUGCAACACAGCUUUUCUAAGUCCUCCUGUUCUUAAACAAAUAAAAAACAAGGCAUUACAUGAGAAAUACAUAGAUCAGCUACAUUGGAGGGAAGCGAGGAGAAAGGCAGCAUCGCUAAAGAAUGCCAAGUGUAUUAAGAGCAAAAAUGACAAAAACAGCAGUCAUUUUGAACAAGGUAAUGCAAUUAAAGCUGCAAAGGAUGCUCUGAUAUUUGAUACACAAGAAGCUAUCAAUCAGCUCCAAAGCCAGCAGUCGAGCAAAAUAAACGUUGAUGACAUUGAUAACGAUUGCUUUCUUAGCGAUGUGGAUGAAUGUGAAGACGGAUUUUUAUAAUUUCUUCUCUUAAUCUGUCAUGAUCUCAUUUGUAGCGAUAUCGUGCUUAAGUAAUCUAGCUUAAAAUUGUCCAUAUUUGAGUCCUGUAUCCAUCUUAUGUAUUACAUUUCUGUAAGAAAUAAAAAAUGCCUGCUCAUGGAUGUUAUAUUCACUCCUGCUAAUUGCGGUACAAUUUGCUGUU
Messenger RNA from Olea europaea var. sylvestris, 2100 nucleotides. RefSeq lists its product as uncharacterized. Bases 111 to 1919 code for a protein of 602 amino acids. Lineage: Eukaryota; Viridiplantae; Streptophyta; Magnoliopsida; Lamiales; Oleaceae. The record is from RefSeq and is a predicted model, not a curated record. The transcript is spliced from 2 exons.